This is a messenger RNA of Paramecium tetraurelia, 651 nucleotides long. RefSeq lists its product as uncharacterized. Gene Ontology annotation, biological process: regulation of DNA-templated transcription. Lineage: Eukaryota; Ciliophora; Oligohymenophorea; Peniculida; Parameciidae. Gene Ontology annotation, cellular component: nucleus. The record is from RefSeq and is a predicted model, not a curated record. The transcript has 2 exons.
AUGAGUAAUCCUGAACUAUCAGAAGAGAAUAGGCCACCAAAGUUAUUGUUAGUUUUUAGCAAAUGUUCUGAGUUUAGUGAGAUUGAUUUAGAGAACAAGUAAUCUCCAAAAAUACUAAAAUUAAGAAAAUUAAAUUCAGCUAUUGAUAACAACGAUUAAUUACAUCUUGUGAUUAAUAAAUAAAUAGAUAUAGAUGAAAAAAAACAAGAGAGUCCAAUAAAUGAGAGUUCAAAAUGGUAACCAUGUAGUUGUACUAAAACCUAUUGUCUUAAAAUGUAUUGUUCGUGCUUUCACAAUGGCUAAAUUUGUGGCGAAUCCUGCAAAUGUGAAGAUUGCAAAAAUACUAAUAUGCAUUUCCACUAAAGAGAUGAGGCUGUGGAAUAUAUAAAGAAAAAAGCUCAUAGAAAUAAAAAAGUGCCAUAAGAAAAAUUAUUUGAAACAAAAGAUAUUUGGGGAUGUAAUUGUAAAAAGACUAGGUGUCUAAAAAGAUAUUGUGAAUGCUAUAUCAGAUAGAAAACUUGUACUGUGGAAUGCAAUUGCAAUCAUUGUGAAAAUGGUAAAGACGAAGAUUUGUAUAAUGAAAUAAGAAGACAGAAUGAAUAGCCUUAACAAUCAAGACGAUAAAGAACUAGGCGCUAAGAUAAUAGUUGA